AUGCGGACGAUAAGACCCCGCAACGCCGGCCUCACUGACCAUCUGCCACCUGGCGUAGACCUUGAUUCCAAGACCACGCCCGAUAAGCCGCGUAUGCCCUGCGGCCAUAAAUUGAUCGCUAGAAACCUCAUCGUCUGUAUUGACGGGACGUCGAACCAGUUUGGAGAGAAGAACACAAACGUCAUCGAAUUGUACAACCUCAUAUUGAAGAAGGUUGCGGAUAACCAAAGGAUGUGGUACAAUAGUGGGAUCGGCACUUACGCUCGCCCAUCGUGGAAGUCGCUCGAUUUCUACAAGAAGGUUCUUUAUCACAAGAUUGACUUGGCGAUUGCAUGCGAACGGUUUUGGGUGCAUACCGCUGGUUGUCGGAUAAUUAUGAGGAAGACGAUUGUAUAUUUCUAUUCGGGUUCUCUCGAGGAGCAUUCCAAGUUCGAGUGCUCUCGGCGAUGA
Molecule: messenger RNA, 450 nt
Organism: Laccaria bicolor S238N-H82
Lineage: Eukaryota; Fungi; Basidiomycota; Agaricomycetes; Agaricales; Hydnangiaceae
Exons: 5
Coding region: 1-450 (149 amino acids)
Source: RefSeq, a predicted model, not a curated record